Molecule: messenger RNA, 733 nt
Organism: Gossypium raimondii (Peruvian cotton)
Lineage: Eukaryota; Viridiplantae; Streptophyta; Magnoliopsida; Malvales; Malvaceae
Product: peptidyl-prolyl cis-trans isomerase FKBP15-1
Exons: 6
Coding region: 101-568 (155 amino acids)
Biological process (GO): protein peptidyl-prolyl isomerization
Molecular function (GO): peptidyl-prolyl cis-trans isomerase activity
Source: RefSeq, a predicted model, not a curated record
GUUACCGACGUAGCUUCCGAGGUUUGUUUAUAGAAAUCCAAACACCAGAAUUUUACGACAUUCAGAGAGUUGGGAGAGUGAAGAUCAAAGAAAUUAAAAAAUGCGAUUCAGCAGGGCGUUGAAGGUUGCUCCGAUUCUGCUUCUUCUGCUGAUCCUUUUUACAUUUGCGAAUGCCAAGAAGUCAGCCGAUGUGACCCAGCUACAGAUCGGAGUCAAGCAUAAGCCCAAAUCAUGCGAGUUCCAAGCUCACAAAGGUGAUAGAAUCAAAGUGCACUAUCGGGGGAAACUCACUGAUGGAACUGUAUUCGAUUCAAGUUUUGAAAGGGGUGACCCAAUUGAAUUUGAGCUUGGUAGUGGUCAAGUAAUCAAAGGAUGGGACCAAGGACUACUAGGAAUGUGUGUCGGUGAGAAGCGGAAGUUGAAAAUACCCGCAAAGCUUGGUUAUGGUGACCAUGGUUCACCACCCAAAAUCCCAGGUGGAGCAACACUAGUAUUUGACACGGAGCUUGUUGCAGUCAAUGGGAAGCCAUCCAGCGGAGGGGAUAAUACAAGUGAAGAUGAGCUAUAAUAACUGAUGAUAGGCACUCGUCUGAGCAGCUUUAUCCUUUUACUACGUUUGUUUUCCUUUAAAAAUGCUAGCAAUGGUAAACCUCACCAGCCUUUCUGGCUGGGAUUUAGAAAACAAAUUCUGGUGCCAUUUUUCCAUAAGCAAAAAACUAUUUAUUGAUACUUA